AUGCCGGAUCCGGUGUCUUAUCACCCUUAUCAUAUAUGCAACUGUGCGGCACAGUCAAUGCUUUGCCCGGCUGGCCCCAGUGGACCCCCAGGAUUGCCUGGAGCCGACGGAGAACCUGGCUUACCCGGAGCUCCUGGCAACGCAGGCGAACACUACCCAGUUCUCCUGUACGGCUUCGAUUGCAUUCUGUGUCCGGGCGGCAUGCCUGGUGAACGAGGACCAGACGGCCCCAUUGGACCACCAGGUCCUCCUGGUGAACCUGGGCUUCCUGGCGAGCCAGGCAUCGAUGGAGAACCAGGACCACCAGGGCCUCCUGGUCCUCCAGGAUUGCCUGGUCAAUCAGGAAGAAAUGCACCACCGGGGGAACCUGGGGUGGGUGCGCUGAGUUUCUUGGGACCUCCAGGAGAUCCCGGGCCAAGGGGUCCAGUUGGAGAACCGGGGCCGCCAGGGGAAGUGGGGGAAUGUGCUGAACCUGGUCGACCCGGUCCAUCGGGGCCACCUGGCCCUCCAGGGAAACCCGGCUCAGAUGGUUUCAAUGGACCGCCUGGAGCACCUGGUAUGGAAGGCCUUCGUGGCAUUGACGCAUUUUAUUGUUUGUGCCCAAAAAGAAAUGUAAUUUAUAUUGAUGGUGAUUUGAGGUAA
Messenger RNA from Ostertagia ostertagi, 642 nucleotides. NCBI's taxonomy places the organism in Eukaryota, Metazoa, Nematoda, Chromadorea, Rhabditida, Trichostrongylidae. The record is from the annotation of a GenBank genome assembly.